Molecule: messenger RNA, 594 nt
Organism: Vicia villosa (hairy vetch)
Lineage: Eukaryota; Viridiplantae; Streptophyta; Magnoliopsida; Fabales; Fabaceae
Product: replication protein A 70 kDa DNA-binding subunit A-like
Exons: 5
Coding region: 1-594 (197 amino acids)
Source: RefSeq, a predicted model, not a curated record
AUGAGCCGAAAUUUUUCCCCCAUUAAGGAUGUCAACGAUUCAAAAGAAACAUGGAGAUUGGUCGUUCGAGUUGUUGAUUUUUGGAGUGUUAUCAACAACAAGGGUAAGGAGCAUCUGGAGAUGGUUAUAAUGGACGUAUCGGGUGAUAGGAUACAAGUUUUGAUUCGUUCUGACAACACACCAAAAUGGAAAGCACGAAUACGCGAAAACAUGUCUUGCAUAAUCAACAAUGGAACUGUUUAUGAUAACGAUUUUCAGUGGAAGCUUUGUGAUCACGACAAGAAGUUUGUGUUUAUUGGUGGUACAACUGUCAAGGAAGUUGAUAUUCAGAACCUUCCUCCCAAAAGAUUUUUUUUCAAAGACUUUACUGAUAUUCUUGGAGGCAAUUGUGAGAUGAACCGACUUGAAGAUAUCAUUGGUGUGGUUCAGGAAAUCAACAAUUUUCAAUACAACAAUUCUGGAAAAAAGUCAUUUGUUUCAUUGAGUCUUAAAGACUUGAAAGGUGUCAUUGUUAACUGCACAUUAUGGGAGAGUUACGGAACAAAAAUUUUGGACUUCUACCACGACGAAAAAACAGUGGUUACCGUCAAAUGA